Molecule: messenger RNA, 2166 nt
Organism: Paramecium tetraurelia
Lineage: Eukaryota; Ciliophora; Oligohymenophorea; Peniculida; Parameciidae
Exons: 8
Molecular function (GO): protein phosphatase binding; protein phosphatase regulator activity
Source: RefSeq, a predicted model, not a curated record
AUGAUGUUCUUCAACUUUUAGCGAUUCUUCGCUGGUUUUAGUUCGAUGCUAGACCCUCUAUUGGCCCAAGACAACUGUACCUUGGAGUCUAUUCUUGACGAUGACACUCUACAAGAAAUCAAAAUGAAUGGUGCAACAAAAUUUGGAAAUUUGUAAGCAUUUUAGAUUUAUUAGAGUGUGACAAAGAAUAUAGAAACAUUUAGUAAGAUGGUGGGAUACUUGUGUGUGAAUGAGGAUGAGGAAUAUAACGAGAAGACUUAGAUUAGAUACCCCUUCAUGAUUAGUGAGGCGAUAGGGAAUGAGAACGUUCCAAUCAUAGAUUAUCUAUUCGAAGCAGAUAAAUCGAGCCAAAAUUAUGAGCAGAAUGAAGCAAUUAGACAGGAAUUCCUUCCCAAGAUUUUCGAUAUCUUAGAUAGGGAUUACUUGAAUGUGACUCUCGCCAGUUAUUUAUCCAAAGUGGUGUGUGCAAUCAUCAGAAGAAGAGGUUUUGACUUGUGGAGAUUCCUUUCUCAGCCAGAACAUAAAUCAAUUUUAAGUAAUUUAAUUAAGAACUUGGACGUAUUCCAUGUCGCCGAAAUCAUCGAAAAGUUGAUCUUACUCGACACCAAUCAGGAACAAUAAGACAAUCAAUCUGUCUUCUUGGAGGAGAGAAGCGAUCUUCUACGUCGAGUGAUUCGAGUCUUCGAAUACAAAACUCAUCAAAAUGACAUCACUGAUAAUUGCAGUCAUAUAAUCAUUGAAAUCCUCAACAAGACAGAACUGUUCCUUUCAGUCCUCAACAUCCCUGAUAAAUUCUUCGCCAUUGCUUUAAAUUCCAGCUCAGCAGCUGUAGUUUCUGUGUUAAUCACUCUACUUGAAGCCACUCAUCGAUACAUACAACAGCAACAAGAGAAGAACCCCUCUUAUCACUUUAGUUAUAACUAAUACUACCCCAUAGCCUAAGAGUUCAAGAAUGCCUUGUUGGCUGAAAAGAUAUCAAUUAGCGCUUUCAAUACAACUUAUGGAAUAUCAUAAUAGCCAUUUAGUUAGAUGAAAUUGAAAUUGCUACAAUUGUAUCUAACCAUCUUAAGGUUUAAUGAUAUCGACUUGAUCAAUUAAUUUGAUCAUAAAGGAAUUUAUGCAUCACUUAUGAAGUUCAUCAUUGAAUACGAAUUCAACAAUCAAUUGCAAAAUUACUUCUAUGAAAUUACAGUCUUCAUUUUUGAUAGGCCCCAAUUCGAGGAUAUUCAAAAUGAAUUCUUAUCCUUAGAUCUUGCAACUUUCAUUAUGAAAUACAAUAGAUACGAAAAAGAAAUAGUAGGAGCCUUGAAUUCUCAAAUCAGAAGAGGUUAUGUGGGUAUUUUAAGUAAAUUGGCCUAUUAUUUCACUAACAAAUUUGAGAAGAAUUAAGAAUGGAAUCAAUAUGUUGAGGAAGUGCUUGAAUCUGUUAGAAAUAUCGAAAAUCAAUAUAUGUUGGGAGUGAAUCCAAGACCUAAGAUUCCUAUUGACACAAAUGAUGAGGGCAUGAAUGAAAUGUUUAGAAACUUUUAAAAGAACAAAAUAUCAUAAAGCAUUCAACAACAAUCAAUUCAAUAAUAAGAUCAAUAGACAACAGUGGAAGUGGAAUAAGAAACAGAAGAAUAGCAAAACGAUGAUGAUCAAGAUGAAAACGAUUAGGACAUCUAAAGAGAAGAUGAUUAAAUAGAAUCUGUCAACUCAAAGAAACCAGAGAUGUUGAUUGAUGUCGAGGAAAUUGAGAAAGUUAUUAAUAGUCCAGAAACCAGUCCUAAAGUUGUUGAAUAAAUUAUCUAAUUCUAAGAACAAAACUUAAAGACAUCUCCUUAAGCGAGUGAAAUCAUGACUGAUCAAACUGUCAAUAAAUAUUGGAAGGCUCAUGAAGGUUUAGAACAUCAAGAACCUGGUAGAAAGGGUUCAUAGGAUGAUAUUCACAAGCAUUAAUCUGAUCACGAUUAAUUGAAACAUGAAGAAACCCACAAAGACACUCAAGAACAUCAUGAAGUAGAACAGUAAAUUCAACCUUAAGAGAAUAUGUAAAUUGAAGUUCAAGAAAUUAAGGUGGAAACAAUUAAUUCACCAGAAGAAAAAUAAUAAUAAUAGCAAUUGGAAGAAGAAUAAUAAGAAUAAGAAAAUAAGUAAUAAGAAGUCUAGGAUGAAUUAAUCAGUUGA